Messenger RNA from Centropristis striata (black sea bass), 2188 nucleotides. RefSeq names its product F-box only protein 6-like. Gene Ontology annotation, biological process: SCF-dependent proteasomal ubiquitin-dependent protein catabolic process; glycoprotein catabolic process. Gene Ontology annotation, cellular component: cytoplasm; SCF ubiquitin ligase complex. The record is from RefSeq and is a predicted model, not a curated record. The coding region runs from base 520 to 2118 and encodes 532 amino acids. The transcript is spliced from 6 exons. Lineage: Eukaryota; Metazoa; Chordata; Actinopteri; Perciformes; Serranidae. Gene Ontology annotation, molecular function: ubiquitin protein ligase activity; protein binding.
UAAUCAGGGCCGAGUGAAAGAAGUCACACUUUGCCCGCCCAUUAGGCUGACACAUACCGGAAGUUUCCUCAAAGGAGGGUUUCAAGAGGACUCGCUAUCAAUUCUACCCGGCGUACACCGAAUCUCAAUCGGUACGGCGGAGUCAACUGCCAAACCGACGUUCUUCUGCCUUAUUCUAGAAGCUAGCCCCGCCUACUUCUCUGACAUCUAGCUCGAGUGUCCUGGAGUGAAUAACGAGCGCUACCCUGUCAACUGAUAGCAAUAGUCGCUAUAGAGAAUAAAUAUGACACAUAGGUUGUUUCGGAACACGUAUAAGCGAAAGUAAAGGUAAUUUUAGAGAAAAUAGUAGUCAUUUGCUAAGUUUAGGCUUAUGGGAAACGCCGUAGCUGCUUUUACUAGUGUCUUUACCUUGAACGGUACUUCCGUGUUGUGUGUCAUCGGGUGUAAAUAACUGUGGCCAUGUACGUGAUAUUGUAGCUAUAUCUUUAUAUCUAUAUCUUUUAUAUCUUUAGAGGUAGUAUGGCGGCGCCAGCCUUGCGUGCUCGAGCUGCCGGCUCUGCUGGUGCUCGAAUAAAACCCGAGGUUUAUAAAACAACUGAUGGGAAAGUGAUUGUGGAGGAUGAGCUUCUACACUUCAUCUCUGUCAAGAUGAGAACAGUGCCACAUGAUGAAAUUGUUUUGUUAGCCGCAAACAAUUUCUCCUCCGAUUGGAUAGAAGAAUCCAAGCGGCUUCUGUUCGAACUGUGCCCGACAACGCAACGCUGUGUUGAGCAUAAAGGCGCACAGAAAGACGCGAACAAUAUUAAGGACUGCAUGAGACUGCUGGAUGAGCGUGGUGAGGACAUCCCUAGGUUUGUUUCUUACCACCUGGAUGAACUCCCACCUGUCGGCUUUGGCAGCAUGGACGCAUCGGCGCUACUCAGCAGGCUGGAGCGACUGAGCCAGGAAGUUUCCACUCUGAGAGAGGCGCUCGAAACUCAGGCAAGUGUGAGCAUUAACCAGGGAGCGGCUACGGCGGCCCUGGAUCGCCGGAUGACGGACUUGGAGAGGAGCCAUCGCCAUGGAUCGCCCGGUCGGGCCCGUGGGGCUGGUGUUGCUUCAUCGGGAUCGCAGGAGAGUGAAGUGUUGGGGUCGGCGGAACAUGCCCGGCGGCCAUCGGGAGUGACGGCGAGCCCCAAACUUCUCUCCCCAGCAUGGAGUACUGUUCUGAAGCAAGGGAAACGCAAGCCUCAGAAGCCCCCAAAAGUGUCUGUACAGCCAAAACCCGGAGGCACUCAGAUCCGUAAACGCGAGCAGAGGAACGUGGGUAUAAUUGGCACCGGCACAGCGAGUAACAUCCCAGUGAUCAAAACCAAGCUGCUGUUCCCUGUUAACCUGGAGGUCCUGGAGGAGAUCUUCCUGCAUCUUCCUCCCCAUCAGGUGGUUGUUGUGUGUCGGUUAGUGUGCCAUCAGUGGAAAGAAGUGGCUGACAGUGAGUCUUUGUGGAAAGAGAGAUGUCGACGAGAAGGAUAUCGCAUCCGCGAUGCUUCCAAAAUACCCAGAGACUGGAGGAUGUUUUAUUUCUUGUGCAAGAAGAGAAGAAAUCUUCUCAAGAACCCAAGAGGAGAACAUGAAAUGAAGAACUGGCAGAUACUGAAGAAUGGUGGUGAUAACUGGAAAGUAGAAGGAGUAUUGGUGGCACAUCCAAAUAAGAUAGUCAAGAAAAACUUUGUGACCUCUUACGGAAUGUGCAGGAAGGGUCAGCUGAUUGAUUUGGAGGUGGAAGGGUACAACGCAUCUUUCAUGGAUCACUUCCAGCCAGACAUCAAAAUAUCUGAUUGGUACGCACCACGGUGGGAAUGUGGCAGUGAGUAUGAGAUCUGUGUGGAGUUGCUGAAUCAAAGAAAGAAGCCUAUUCAGACGUUUUCUCCUGAGACUAUUUACUUUGAGCAGUUUGAGGAGCACCUUAAGCACGACCAGAAAUGGAAUCAGAUGACGCAUGUGUUCAAGAACUAUGGACCAGGAGUGAGAUACAUCCGUUUUGUUCACGGAGGCAAGGACACAAUAUUCUGGGCAGGAUGGUAUGGGAUUCGUGUCACCGACAGCUCCGUUGAGAUAUGUCCAGCUAUGGACACGUAGCCCUGAAGAAUUCAUCUAAUGCCUGCUUCCUGCCUUUGCCUAAAAUUGCACCUUCUUUUUUGAAAUUGUC